This is a messenger RNA of Bipolaris oryzae ATCC 44560, 570 nucleotides long. RefSeq lists its product as uncharacterized. The record is from RefSeq and is a predicted model, not a curated record. Lineage: Eukaryota; Fungi; Ascomycota; Dothideomycetes; Pleosporales; Pleosporaceae. The coding region runs from base 1 to 570 and encodes 189 amino acids. The transcript has a single exon.
AUGGCCCCCUCGGCCGUCCCACCAACCACAGCCUCAACCCCCACCAAACCUGUGACUCCCACCGAUGCCUCCCACCAAAUCCCCGCCUGGGUCCAACCCGACCUCACCCGGCUCCUCCGCGUAGAACACAACCCAGGCUCCUUCACCAGCCGCUCCCUCUCCCUCGUUACCCUCCCCCCCGGCGCCCUCUUCGCCCGCAUCACCAACCCAACCCCGACCACCACGGCCGCCUACUCCUCCGUGCAAGCCUCACGGAACCUGCACAUUGAGCUAAACUGCGACUUGCUCUACGUCAACCACAGCUGCGCGCCCAGUCUCGUCUUCGACAUGGAGAAGUGGGAGGUAAGGGUUAGUGAGCGCGAAGGGGGGUUGAAGGAAGGGGAUGAACUCACGUUUUUUUAUCCGAGUACCGAGUGGAGCAUGGCGCAGCCGUUUGAGUGUAAGUGUGGGGAGGAGGGGUGUCUUGGGGUGAUUAGGGGGGCGGGAGAGAUGGAGGAGGCGGGGUUGAGGGGUUUUUGGUUGAGUAGGCAUGUGGAGGAGAUGUUGGAGGAGAGGAGGGCGCAAAAGUGA